This is a messenger RNA of Vicia villosa (hairy vetch), 567 nucleotides long. RefSeq lists its product as uncharacterized. The record is from RefSeq and is a predicted model, not a curated record. Bases 104 to 445 code for a protein of 113 amino acids. Gene Ontology annotation, molecular function: DNA binding. NCBI's taxonomy places the organism in Eukaryota, Viridiplantae, Streptophyta, Magnoliopsida, Fabales, Fabaceae. The transcript has 2 exons.
GGUAAAGUUUAUUUAUAAGUGAUAGGGAAUAUAUUAUCGUUAUAGGUAUAUUGAUGCUGUUGUGUUUGCAUUGUGCUGUAAAUGUGGUCUUAAUUUCAGGGAAAUGAGUCCUGUACAGGAAGAGUUCGAAGAAGCGUACUGGACUCGUGAAGUUCAUGAUGUAAAGAAGUUUUGCUCAAAUGUUAUGUAUAUUCCUGCAGAAAUAGUAGAGAAAUGUGGGCUUGCUGGAAUGUCAGAGAUUACCCUCAAUGAUGUGGACAACGGGUACCCAUAUGAGUGCAAUGUGAAGAAGAGGCCAAAAAAAAAUGAAACAUAUUUGUAUGGAGAAUGGUUUGACUAUGUAAGGGCAGCGGAACUGAAAGUAGGUGAUAAAGUGCACUUUGUGAUUUAUUACCCGCCGGUGUUAGAUAUUAUGGUAACAGUGGAGCGCAGUGGUGAUCGUUGAUAGAGCUGUUGGUUAGGCAAUGUUUGUGGUGGAUGUAUAGGGCCGUUUUUUAGCAGUUUGGUUUGUAUGGGAUUUAUGGUUUUGUUUUUUUUUGUAAUGGUGGAUGUGAACCAAGAUUAACA